Molecule: messenger RNA, 1737 nt
Organism: Vitis riparia (riverbank grape)
Lineage: Eukaryota; Viridiplantae; Streptophyta; Magnoliopsida; Vitales; Vitaceae
Product: ankyrin repeat-containing protein BDA1
Exons: 2
Coding region: 262-1623 (453 amino acids)
Molecular function (GO): protein binding
Source: RefSeq, a predicted model, not a curated record
AGUUCUGAUAAGGAUUCUGAUAAGAUUCAGUGUCUUGGUGUCAGUAUUUUUUCCUUGCAAGUAAUCUAAGAAGAUAGUCCAGUGGGGUUUGUAUGAGGUUUGGUGCAUUCCUAUAUGAGUAUUUGAAGAACAUAGUUCUCUCCAAGUUUUGAUGAGAUUUGGUGUAUUAGACCUGGUAUCUUUCUAUCUUUUCUUGUGUAAUAAACAACCUAAUUAAGAAGAUCCUGUUCCUUUCAGCUGCAUCUAGAUUUUGCCAGCAGAAUGGACAGAAGGUUGCUGGAUGCUGCCCAAGCUGGAAAUGUUGAGGACCUGCACCAACUUCUGAGAGAAAAUCCCCUUAUCCUCCACACUACUGCACUGACUUCUGCAGAGAACCCUUUACACAUAUCUUCUAUUUCUGGACAUGUUGAUUUUGUGAAGGAGCUGAUAAGGUUGAAACCUGAUUUCAUCAAGGAAUUGAAUCAGGAUGGAUUCAGCCCCAUCCACAUGGCAGCAGCCAAUGGACACCAAGAGGUUGUGAUGGAGCUACUGAAAUUUGAUUGGAAACUGAGUCAUCUUGAAGGAAGAGAUGAAAAGACUCCACUUCACUGUGCAGCUAUGAAAGGGAAGGUCAAUGUUGUUCGGGUAAUUCUCUCAGCUUGUAAAGAGUGUAUUGAAGAUGUGACUGUGCAAAAGGAGACUGCUCUGCACCUUGCAGUGAAGAACAGCCAGUAUGAAGCAGUUAGGGUUUUGGUGGAGAAGGUGAGAGAGAUGAGAAGGGAGGAUGUGUUGAAUAUGAAGGAUGAGCAUGGCAACACAAUCCUUCACCUAGCAACCUGGAGAAAGCAACGCCAGGUGAUAGAAUUCUUGCUUGGUGAUGCAACUAUACCUGGUUCAGGAGUGACUGAAGUAAAUCUGAUGAACAAUUCUGGUCUCACCGCCCUUGAUGUGUUGCUGAUAUUUCCAAGUGAAGCAGGUGAUAGGGAAAUCAAGGAGAUACUCCACAGCGCAGGAGCUAAGAGAGCUCAAGACAUUGCCUUUCCUCCUUCUUCUUUUGGAACUCAGAAUCAUGCUCGGCUAAACAGCACCACAACAGUUGAGACAUGUCCAAUGCAACCAAAUAAUUUGGUGAACUACUUCAGAUUUCACAGGGGCCGAGACUCUCCAGGUGAAGCUCGUAGUGCACUGUUAGUUAUUGCUGUGCUAGUUGCAACUGCAACCUACCAAGUCGGCCUCAGUCCUCCUGGUGGUGUUUGGCAAGACAACAGCGGAACAAACCAAAGCAACAGCACUGCCACAAACAAAGCACACUUUGCAGGGCAGUCCAUUUUCAGCUCUUUAGGCAUCAUCUCAUUCGGGAUUUUUGUGCUUUUCAACUCUAUAGGCUUUUCAGUGUCCCUUUACAUGAUCAGCAUCCUCACCAGCAAAUUCCCAAUGCAUUUUGAGCUUCAAAUCUGCCUUCUUGCAAUGUUCUUCACAUACAAUACAGCUAUAAUCACCAUUUCACCAGAUAACUUAAAGAUUUUCCUCAUCGUUUUGACAUCAAUUUUGCCCUUAACUGUGUCUCUAGUAGCCAAGUGGGUGAGAGAAUAUGUGAAGAAGAUUACUAAACUUGCUGCAGAUAUGGUGAACAGAAUCAGUUGAUGUGAGUCCACUCUUGUAUGCUAGUUGUUUUAGAACUUAAUUAAGUUGUGAUUUUAAUACUGUUACAUGUAAUUUCAAAUUCAUUACUAUUUUCAUAUCUAAUUUAAUUCACAA